Molecule: messenger RNA, 2394 nt
Organism: Spea bombifrons (plains spadefoot toad)
Lineage: Eukaryota; Metazoa; Chordata; Amphibia; Anura; Pelobatidae
Gene: WDR26
Product: WD repeat domain 26
Exons: 15
Coding region: 395-2254 (619 amino acids)
Biological process (GO): proteasome-mediated ubiquitin-dependent protein catabolic process
Cellular component (GO): GID complex
Molecular function (GO): protein binding
Source: RefSeq, a predicted model, not a curated record
GUCACAGACCGGACUCCAUUAGCGCUGCCGCUGAGGAAAGCUAAGCUGUGACAGCCCGGAGCCGAGCCGCGGCGGCCGGAAAUCCCCCCUCCCUCCUCCUUUUCCCCGCUCCCCCUCACCUCCUUCCCAGGAGGGGGACUCACCGACACACCGCACCGCCUCUCCCCGCCGGCCACCAACCACGGCCGCUCUCGGCGAGGAAACUCUGGCCUCCGCUUCCUCCUCCUCCGACUCGGACACCGGCGGAGCAUCCCCUCCCCCGCGGAAGAAACUCCGAGCCUCGGUGGCGGAGGAGGCGGCAGGAGAACCCGGGGCUUCAGCAGCGACGAACUCAGGCCUUCCGGCGGCGGUACCGAGUCAUAGCGGGAGUGUGUGUAGCAACAGCGGGACUAACAUGCAGGCCAACGGGGCAGCGGCAGCAGGGGGCCCGGGCGGGCAGGAGCCGGCGGCGGGGAGCUGUCUGACAGCCCAGAACGGGGAGGCCUCGGCCGUGGACGUGUCUCAUUCUAACGGGCUCUUGAGUGUCAACAGCAGCAACGGACUGCCCGGGGCCUCGGCCUCCUCCGCCGAGCAGCAGGCCCUCAAGAAAAAGAAGAGGCUGAGCCAGGCCGACGAGGACGUGAUCCGCCUCAUAGGGCAGCACCUGCACGGCCUGGGCCUCAACCAGACGGUGGAUCUCCUCAUGCAGGAGUCGGGGUGCCGCCUGGAGCAUCCUUCUGCUACCAAGUUCCGCAAUCAUGUCAUGGAGGGGGAGUGGGAUAAGGCAGAGAACGAUUUGAAUGAACUCAAGUCCUUGGUGCACUCUCCUCACGCUGUUAUGGGCUGUCGUCCUGCCGCAGGGGUUUCUGCGAGUGAGAAUUCUGCUGCGUCUUGUCCCACUGCUGAUGUCAUACGGAGAAUGAAAUUCCUGCUGCUGCAGCAGAAGUACCUGGAAUAUUUGGAGGACGGCAAAGUUCUGGAAGCUCUUCAAGUCUUACGAUGUGAGCUGACGCCACUAAAAUAUAACACGGAGAGGAUUCACGUCCUCAGCGGAUAUUUAAUGUGCAGCCAUGCAGAAGAUCUCCGUGCAAAGGCAGAGUGGGAAGGGAAAGGAACGGCUUCGCGGUCCAAACUUCUGGAUAAACUCCAGACGUACCUGCCGCCGUCGGUCAUGCUGCCUCCGAGACGUCUGCAAACCCUGCUCCGCCAAGCGGUGGAGCUGCAGCGAGACCGCUGCCUCUACCACAACACAAAGCUCGACAACAGCUUGGAUUCCGUGUCCCUGCUGAUGGAUCAUGUCUGUAGCAGGAAACAGUUUCCAUGUUUCACACAGCAGGUCCUCACAGAGCACUGCAAUGAAGUUUGGUUCUGUAAAUUCUCAAACGACGGCACUAAACUGGCGACCGGAUCAAAAGACACGACUGUUAUAAUAUGGCAGGUUGAUCCAGAAACGCACCAGCUUAAGUUACUGAAGACGUUAGAGGGUCACGCUUACGGGGUCUCUUAUCUUGCCUGGAGCCCGGACGAUAAUUACCUUGUUGCUUGUGGUCCGGAUGACUGCUCCGAGCUCUGGCUGUGGAAUGUACAGACUGGCGAAUUGCGGACGAAAAUGAGCCAAUCCCAUGAAGACAGCCUAACGAGCGUGGCGUGGAAUCCGGACGGCAAGCGUUUUGUAACCGGAGGGCAGCGGGGGCAGUUCUACCAAUGUGAUUUAGAUGGUAAUCUGCUCGACUCGUGGGAAGGCGUUCGAGUCCAAUGCCUGUGGUGCUUAAGCGAUGGCAAAACCGUUCUCGCUUCAGACACUCACCAGCGUAUCCGGGGCUAUAACUUUGAGGACCUCACAGACAGAAACAUAGUGCAAGAAGACCACCCUAUCAUGUCAUUCACAAUAUCACGAAACGGGAGACUAGCUUUGUUAAAUGUAGCAACUCAGGGUGUUCAUUUAUGGGACUUGCAAGACAGAGUUUUAGUGAGAAAAUACCAAGGCGUGACACAAGGCUUCUACACAAUACACUCGUGCUUUGGAGGCCAUAAUGAAGACUUCAUCGCUAGCGGCAGUGAAGACCACAAAGUGUAUGUCUGGCACAAGCGCAGCGAGUUGCCCAUAGCGGAGCUCACAGGACACACGCGCACAGUGAACUGCGUGAGUUGGAACCCCCAGAUCCCUUCUCUGAUGGCCAGCGCUUCGGACGAUGGUACAGUUAGAAUAUGGGGACCGGCACCUUACGUAGACAACCAGGAGUGUGAAGAGGAAUGCAGUAGCAUGGAUAGUUGAUGGUGAAUGUGGAGCAGACGACUUCUCUAACUUAAAAUUAGUCGUAUUUUUAAAUGGCUUGGGAUUGGUGCAAACAAACAAGAUUGAUAGCCAGACGGACGUUCGUCGCGAAGAUAAAAAAAAAAAAAACACAAAAAACA